CGCUAUCGCCAUUUUCCAGCCCGGUCAAGACAGCUGCGUACGCAUUUCAUUCCACCUUGGUUUGUGGCCAUAACAAGCCGAACUGCUCGACCCACGCUCCAAUUCAGCGAGAAUCAGGAAACGAGCCCUGCACGGAUGGACGGCUCGUCGGCGGAGGUGGCGAAGGUGAAGCGGGCGAAGACCGUCUUGACGGUGGCGGCGAUCUCCGGCUCCCUCCGCCGGGCCUCGGCCAACGCCGGCCUCAUCCGCGCCGCCGCCAAGAUGUGCGAGGAGUCCAUCCCGGGGCUGCAGAUCGACCACGUCGACAUCUCCGACCUGCCGCUCCUUAACACCGAUCUCGAGAACGUCGACGGCAACGCCUUCCCGGCCGCCGUCGAGGAGUUCCGGGACAGGGUCCGCGGCGCCGACUGCUUCCUCUUCGCCUCCCCCGAGUACAACUACUCCAUCUCAGGCCCUCUGAAGAACGCGCUGGACUGGGGGUCGCGGCCACCGAACGUGUGGGCGGACAGGGCCGGCGCCAUAGUGAGCGCGUCAGGGAAGUCCGGCGGCAAGAGGUCGGCGUACCACAUCCGGCAGGUCGGGGUCUUCCUCGACAUCCACUUCAUCAACAAGCCGGAGGGGUUCGUCUCGGCGCACCAUCCGCAGAGCAAGUUCAACGGCGACGGCAACCUCAUCGACCCGGAGACUGGGGAGCUGCUGAGGAAGAUCCUUCUUUCCCUCCGGGCGUUCGCGCUCAGGCUCAUCCACGGCAACGACUCUGCUGCAAACUCCGGACAAGGUGCUAAGGUUCAGUGAAAACCAGACUAGCUUCAUCAAUUUGAGACAUCUGAACAUAAACCUUGAGCUCAGGUGGGAUCCAUAUGAUGACAGUUGGGUAAUGGGGUUUCUUAAUCUUUUCAAAUUAGCACCUCUCUUAGAAGAAUUGGAAAUGCAUGUAAGUAAUUUAACUGUUGAUUAUGAACCUUUUUAACACAUUAAUUAGGAUGUUGUGUGUUGCGUCUGUUUGACCCCCUCCCCCUUGAAGAAUAUGUAUAGUGAAAUUAACGGAUAUAUGUGUGAGUUGGGUCGUGAUAAAUUUUGCCCUGCUACUAUGAGGAUGGUGACGGCUGUGCAAGAGCCCCUGCAUCAUCACCUCAAGAGUGUCCACAUGUCUGGGUUUUGUGAUGUCUCGGGGCUGGCCGAGCUGACGCUAUACAUCCUUGGGAAUGCUACUGUAAUCAAGUAUGGAGGUAGAUCUAGUGGCGUAAGCCCACACUCUUCACAACGAUGAUAUAUAUUCAGUCAGCAAGGCUGGUUGUAUCGAGGGGGAUCAUUACCACGUCGAUCAGAAUAGGAUGUUUGCAGAGCAAAUCCUUGGCAGUGAGGAGUUCCGUCAUAUCGUCACCAUCUUGUGAAGUACAAUGCUGGGGCUGGAGCCUGGAGAUGCUAUUUAUAUAUGCCGACGGUUGAUGGAUAUGGGCGUGGUGGAAAAAGGAUCGAUCGGUUGCUUUAUGAAGAUUUAUAAUAAUACUCAGAAGGGAAGCAUUCAUGUACAAGCCGAAUGAUUAAUGCAGUAGUGUGUGCACCAAAAUUCAGUGUUGUCUGCAUUUUUUGUUGUAAUCUGGGUUAACUAUGAUUUCAUCUUUUUUGGCUUUGCUAUUAUGAACAUAAGCAGUUGGUAGCAAUUUCAAGUGCUAUAUAUGUGGUACACUGUCAUUAAUGAAAUCAUGGAAUCAUUCAUCUCA
Molecule: messenger RNA, 1724 nt
Organism: Triticum aestivum (bread wheat)
Lineage: Eukaryota; Viridiplantae; Streptophyta; Magnoliopsida; Poales; Poaceae
Product: probable NADPH:quinone oxidoreductase 2
Exons: 4
Coding region: 136-795 (219 amino acids)
Cellular component (GO): cytosol
Molecular function (GO): oxidoreductase activity; FMN binding
Source: RefSeq, a predicted model, not a curated record